AUUCAUUUACAAAAUAAUAAGCUAAGUUAUUUUUCAGAGUGCUGUGCAUAAAAAUAUGAUUUUUUUAUUAUUAGCAUGUUAGAAUUUAAUUUGAGUAUGAAGUGAUAGUUUUAUUUGGAGAACUAAGAGAAAAAAAUUGAUUUAAGACGUAUUAUAUAUAUAAAUAUAAAGAAUUCUACGAAGUAUGUCUAUAAAUUUUCAGUUUUUAUCAUGAUAAAUUCUAAAACGGUUGAAUUUAUUUUAAAAAUAUGGUGACCAAAAUCAAGGUUAAGGUAGGUAGGUAAUCGUCGUCCUUCGCAGAACAACCCAGAAGGGCAGGAAUAGUUUCUUCUCUUUAUUAUCUAUAUCAGAAAAGAGCGGACGGUUUCUUCUCUACCAUGCAAUACAGCCCGUACCUGAAAAACCGGAGCUUUUUCCUUGAAUCCAUACUUUGGUUUCUGGAGAGAGCGAGCAGUCAUACAAAGAAGAAUCUUCCCAUUACACUUGCAUCCCACUUCUAAAAACUCCAGCUUUGUUAGGAAGAUUCAAUUCUCCUUCUCUUAUCAUAAUUUCCGUCGAAGCUCACCUUUCUGGUAAAAAUACAUGUUUUUGUUAAGGUUUUGAUCCCUUGUCCAUGGAUCUUGAGGGCGGGACUCACUUGAACACCUUUAAGAGAGAAUCAUGGCGUACGGUUCUCACGCUCGCGUACCAGAGCCUUGGCGUGGUUUACGGCGACCUGAGCACUUCCCCUCUUUACGUCUACAAGAGUACCUUCGCGGAAGAUAUUAAGCAUUCUGAGACAAAUGAAGAGAUCUAUGGAGUUUUCUCCUUUGUGUUUUGGACUUUAACUCUCAUUCCUCUCCUAAAAUACGUCUUCAUAGUCCUCAGAGCCAACGACAAUGGCGAAGGAGGGACCUUUGCUCUCUACUCUCUUCUUUGCCGGCACGCCCGAGUUGGGUUUCUUCCAAAUGGUCAGCUUGCAGACGAGGAACUCUCAGCUUACAAGAAGACUGACAGUCUGAGUCGCAGCGGCGAAGAGUCGAUUGAUGGAGGGGCCGGCAGCGGUGGCCGUCCAGCCGCGGCCCCGUUGAAAGUCAAGAGAUUGCUGGAGAAACACCAGGUGCUCCAGCGACUUCUCCUGAUUCUUGCUUUAAUUGGGACUUGCAUGGUUAUUGGUGAUGGUGUAUUCACCCCUGCACUUUCUGUUUUUUCGGCUAUCUCUGGGCUGGAACUUUCAAUGGCAAAGGAGCAUCAUAAAUAUGUCGAGGUUCCUAUUGCUUGUGUCAUAUUGAUUUGCUUGUUUGCACUACAACAUUUUGGUACUCACCGAGUAGGAUUCCUAUUUGCACCAAUUGUUAUAACAUGGCUCUUAUCUAUCAGCAUGAUCGGUAUCUAUAAUAUUUUCUAUUGGAAUCCAAAGAUAUAUCAAGCAUUGUCUCCUUACUACAUGUAUAAGUUUUUGAAGAAGACACAAAAGGGUGGAUGGAUGUCCUUGGGUGGAAUCCUAUUAUGCAUUACAGGUUCUGAGGCAAUGUUUGCAGAUUUGGGACAUUUCUCUCAGUUUUCUAUAAAUAUUGCUUUUACCUUUGUGGUUUAUCCAUCAUUGAUUCUAGCUUAUAUGGGGCAAGCUGCACAUCUAUCCCAGCACCAUUUUAAUGAAAAUGAUUAUCGAAUUGGAUUCUAUGUAUCGGUACCAGAGAAAUUAAGGUGGCCUGUUCUGGGUAUAGCUAUACUUGCUGCUGUGGUAGGAAGCCAAGCUGUUAUUACUGGUACUUUUUCAAUAAUAAAACAAUGUUCUGCUUUGGGAUGCUUUCCUAGAGUGAAGAUAAUACACACAUCACCCAAAUUCUAUGGGCAAGUAUACAUCCCGGAUAUCAACUGGAUUUUGAUGAUAUUAUGUUUGGCCAUUACUAUUGGUUUCAGAGAUACGAAGCGAAUGGGAAAUGCCUCAGGUCUUGCAGUUAUAACCGUCAUGCUUGUCACCACCUGCCUGAUGUCCCUUGUAAUUGUUCUCUGCUGGCGAAGGAGUAUUUUCUUGGCUUUAUGCUUCAUCUUCUUCUUUGGGUCGAUCGAGGCCCUUUACUUCUCUGCUUCCCUAAUUAAAUUUCUUGAGGGAGCUUGGGUACCUGUCAUCCUCUCAUUUGUAUUUAUGAUCAUCAUGUAUGUGUGGCACUAUGGUACCCUCAAGAAGUACGAAUUCGAUGUCCAGAACAAGAUCUCGAUCAAUUGGCUCCUAAGUCUUGGCCCAACACUCGGGCUUGUACGUGUUCGAGGCGUUGGUCUUAUUCAUACUGAGCUAGUUUCUGGAAUACCUGCUAUAUUCUCUCACUUUGUCACCAACCUCCCUGCAUUCCAUGAGGCAUCAUUGUUUCCGUUCAUCUCCUUAAUGCACCAGGUUGUCGUCUUCCUCUGCAUCAAAUCCGUGCCAGUGCCGCAUGUUCAACCGGAAGAACGGUUUUUGGUCGGCCGGAUUGGCCCAAAAGAAUACCGUUUCUACCGUUGCAUUGCCCGCUAUGGCUAUCAUGACAUCCACAAAGAUGACAUUGAGUUUGAAAAGGACCUUAUGUGCAGCAUUGCAGCUUUCAUCCAGUCCAAUGGUUCCUCAACUGAGAUCAACAAUCUCUCAGAAGAAUCAUCUAAGGAGGAUGAGAAAAUGGCGGUGGUCGGCAUCCGGCAUUGCCUUCGGGAGGUGGAGGAGAAUGUCGAGCAUGAGAGCGAGAACUCCGACGACUUUCCCAAGCAUCGAGAAAUACAAUCUCCGAUCAUGGUGAGAAAAAAGGUGAGGUUUGUGCUGCCUGAGAGCCCAAAGAUGGACACAACUGUGCGAGAUGAGCUUCGAGACCUGAUGGAAGCAAGGGAGUCUGGCUUAGCCUUCAUCUUGGGAAACUCUUACAUGAAAGCAAAGGGAGGUUCUAGUUUCUUGAAGAAGCUUGCUCUUAAUUUGUAUGAUUUCUUAAGGAGGAACUCUAGGGGACCAUCUUAUGCUGUAAGUAUACCACAUGCUUCCACCCUUGAGGUUGGAAUGAACUAUCUUGUUUGAGCAGGUCUUACAGAGCAACCAUGGUUUUUAAUCUUUGUUUCUUUUUGGAUUUCGUUCCUUUUUGUUUUUGUGUAUAAAAUUAGUUUUGGGAGUUCUCUUGAAUUUUUGGUGCAGCUUAUGAAAUGAAUAUGACAAGUUUUUGUUUCAA
Dendrobium catenatum is the source of this 3167-nucleotide messenger RNA. RefSeq names its product potassium transporter 6. Gene Ontology annotation, cellular component: membrane. The transcript is spliced from 9 exons. Bases 614 to 3019 code for a protein of 801 amino acids. Gene Ontology annotation, molecular function: potassium ion transmembrane transporter activity. The record is from RefSeq and is a predicted model, not a curated record. Gene Ontology annotation, biological process: potassium ion transmembrane transport. NCBI's taxonomy places the organism in Eukaryota, Viridiplantae, Streptophyta, Magnoliopsida, Asparagales, Orchidaceae.